AUGUGUGAUUAUCCUGCAAGUUGGAAGGCUUUGAGUGACAAGAACAUAUAUUUGAUAUCCAGCUGGAAUUUGAGGGUUCCGAUACCUCUGAACGUGGCAAGGGGUUUGGAUUAUCUUCAUUAUAGGGCUGUUCCUCCUGUUGUGUACCACGACAUCAAAUCUUCAAAUAUAUUGUUGGACAGCUUCAUGAAAGCCAGAGUAUGCGUUCAAUUUUCAGUAGCUAGUUCAUUUCCCCCACCGCAGGUUGCUGAUUUUGGACUUUCAAGACUGGGGAAGAAUAAUUUGCAUUCAUCUAAUGUCAAUAGAACUUUUGGAUAUGUUGAUCCUGAGGUGCUAUUAUUUGAAAUACUGAGUAGCAAGAACCCACAACAGGGUCUCAUUGAGUAUGUGGAGCUUGUGGCUAUUGAUGUGGAAGACAAUGUAGAGUGGGAAGAGAUUGCAGAUUCUAGACUUGCAGGAAAAUUUUAUGUUCAACAACUGAAUUAUAUUGCUGCCCUUGCUUAUAAUUGUGUAAAUCCUGUCUCCAGAAAAGGGCUGAGAUCCGUAAGCCAAGGAACUCAAGGGUGCAUCACGGCCAAAACUACCCUGCUAAAGCAGAAGAAACUACUUUCGAACUGGACCUUCAAGGGAUUGUUGGUCAUUCUUUAA
Durio zibethinus is the source of this 648-nucleotide messenger RNA. RefSeq names its product calcium/calmodulin-regulated receptor-like kinase 1. Gene Ontology annotation, molecular function: protein kinase activity; ATP binding. Gene Ontology annotation, biological process: protein phosphorylation. The record is from RefSeq and is a predicted model, not a curated record. NCBI's taxonomy places the organism in Eukaryota, Viridiplantae, Streptophyta, Magnoliopsida, Malvales, Malvaceae.